This is a messenger RNA of Aphidius gifuensis, 312 nucleotides long. Its product is annotated as histone H4-like. Gene Ontology annotation, molecular function: structural constituent of chromatin; protein heterodimerization activity; DNA binding. Gene Ontology annotation, biological process: nucleosome assembly. The transcript has a single exon. The record is from RefSeq and is a predicted model, not a curated record. Lineage: Eukaryota; Metazoa; Arthropoda; Insecta; Hymenoptera; Braconidae. Bases 1 to 312 code for a protein of 103 amino acids.
AUGACUGGCCGUGUCAACGAAUACAUAAGGUUAGACAAAGGAUCAGCGAAUCGUUAUCGUCAAAUAUACCGUAGCAACAUCCAAGGUGUCACCAAGCCAGUCAUACGUCGUUUGGCUCGUCGUGGAGGUCUUGAACAUAUACUUUGCCUCAUCUACAAAGAAACUCGUAGAGUUCUUAAAGUGAUUCUUCAAAAUGUUAUUCGUGAUGUCAUCAUUUACACAAAAGACGCUGAACGAAAGACAGUCACUGCUAUGGACGUCGUCUAUGCCUUAAAACGUCAAGGACACAAUCUAUGUGCUCUUGGAGGAUAA